Molecule: messenger RNA, 1238 nt
Organism: Cajanus cajan (pigeon pea)
Lineage: Eukaryota; Viridiplantae; Streptophyta; Magnoliopsida; Fabales; Fabaceae
Product: putative prolyl 4-hydroxylase 9
Biological process (GO): peptidyl-proline hydroxylation to 4-hydroxy-L-proline
Cellular component (GO): endoplasmic reticulum
Molecular function (GO): iron ion binding; procollagen-proline 4-dioxygenase activity; L-ascorbic acid binding
Source: RefSeq, a predicted model, not a curated record
ACAUAGACAAGGUGCAGUGCAGCACCUGGAAAUCCGUUAGAAAAAAGUGUAGGAUCUAGGGUUUAAAAAAAGGUCGGUUGGGUGAGAGAAGUGCAUAGUCAACUUCUAUAAUAUAAGCUUCAGAGGUUCUUUGCAUUUUCACUCAGUUACCAUUCAAUUAGAGUCUGUGUCAAAGAAGAAAGGUAAAGCAGAAAAAACUCUCCGCACAAUCCUCAUGAAUGCCAAAACGGUUAGGGGAAAUUGGAGAUGGAGGAAGAACAAGCAUGACUUGCUUUCCGUCUUCAUCUUAUGCAUCUUCUUCUUUCUCGCUGGAUUAUUUGCUUCCGGUCUCUUUUCUCACUCUCAGGAACGUGAAUAUGACCUGAGGAUGAUGUCUAGAACGAGAGCGCGGUUACUUGAAAAAUCGACGGAGUACCGUUUGUUACAAGCCGGAGACUCCGGUGAUGAUUCCAUUACAUCGAUUCCGUUUCAGGUUUUGAGCUGGUAUCCUCGCGCUAUGUAUUUUCCUAAUUUUGCGAGUGCAGAACAAUGUGAAAGCAUAAUUGAAAUAGCAAAGGGAAGACUCACGCCAUCAUCAGUGGCUUUACGCAAGGGAGAAACAGAGGAGAAUACAAAGGGAAUCCGAACAAGCUCUGGUGUGUUUAUAAGUUCUUAUGAGGAUAAAACGGGGGUUUUAUAUGCCAUUGAGGAGAAAAUUGCCAAAGCAACAAAAAUUCCCAGGACUCAUGGAGAGGCAUUUAAUAUCCUACGCUAUAAGGUUGGACAGAAAUACAGCGGUCAUCAUGAUGCACUUGAUUUUUCUCAAUAUGGCACACAAAAGAGCCAAAGGGUGGCUUCUUUUUUGCUGUAUUUAACUGACGUUCCAGAAGGUGGGGAGACCGCAUUUCCGUUUGAGAAUGGAUUCAACAUGGACGGUAGUUAUAAUUUCGAGGACUGUAUUGGUUUAAGAGUAAGGCCACGCAAGGGGGAUGGGCUUCUAUUUUACUCAUUAUUCCCCAAUGGUACAAUUGAUCCGACAUCACUCCACGCAAGCUGCCCCGUCAUAAAAGGAGAGAAGUGGGUGGCAACAAAGUGGAUAAGGGAUCAAAUAGAUGACAAUUAGAUGAUUGAUUUUCAAACUCUUACACCGAUAGUAAUAUUUAUGUCCCUUUGAUAGUCAUCAAUAUUUUAAUGCUAAGAAUAAUCUGGGAUAAAUUUGACGAGAUACAUAAAUAAAGAAGGUGCAGAUUAAGAUACCA